CCUAGAGAUGGUAAUGUAAAGACGAGAGAUUACUCUCCUCUUCUCUUGACCAUCAUGACAGAACCGAUUCGCUUGGGAGUUAUCAGCCUAUCAACCAAAGGAUGGGCGUCCAUGAAUCUUGUACCUCCUUCUUGCUCCGCCUCUCUCCUCGCAUUACAAGCUUCUCGCCGUGUCCACGAUGAACUCCACGUCUGCCGAAGCAAGUGCGGUGAAGUAUUCCACUCCAGAAACCGUGGUGAAGGGGUAUCAUGCUCCCGAGUCCAUCGCUGCAGAUCCGAACCUCGACCUGAUCGCCGUGUCAGUGAAGACACCUAAUCAUGAAGAGAAUGCCACAAAGGCCAUUGAGACUGGGAAAGAUCUCUUCAUUGAAUGGCCGGCUGGGAGGGGAUUAAAGGAGACGAAGCUCCUCGCGGACCUGGCAAAGGAGAAGGGGAUCCGGAUGAUAGUUGGGCUUCAAGCCAGGCAGAGCCCAUUAUUUCGUAAGGUGAAGAAACUGGUCGAAGGAUCGUGAAAGCUGUGGUGGAGAGCUUAGGUCUGCCAUCUUGCCAAGGAAAGAGUUACAGAGUCGCCUCCCAUCGAGAGCUGAGAUUGAUUGUGCCAGGAGAGGAAUAGGAUAGGAAUGCCAUAUGUGCUAUGCCCACGUUGGCUGCCAUAACCCAAAUUUUCUUUGCUGAAGAGGAUGUAGAAGAAAAAUGUAAUCCUUGACGGUGAUGAGCCUAAACUUCCGUGGCAAUGGCAAAAACCAAAACUCUAGAGGAGUUCACGGCAAAUGGCGCGUAGCAGCAAUAAAGGCUUUGUUGUUGUGCGAGUGUUUCGGUGCACCUCCAUGUGAUGAAUUCCUCAAGAACGCAAGUAUACACUGCGACUUUUCAGUCAGCGAAGUAGUACCCUUAACGAUCGAGUACUAGAAAACGUUGACUGUAAGCUG
Messenger RNA from Desarmillaria tabescens, 928 nucleotides. RefSeq lists its product as uncharacterized. The transcript has a single exon. The record is from RefSeq and is a predicted model, not a curated record. NCBI's taxonomy places the organism in Eukaryota, Fungi, Basidiomycota, Agaricomycetes, Agaricales, Physalacriaceae. Bases 179 to 511 code for a protein of 110 amino acids. Gene Ontology annotation, molecular function: nucleotide binding.